AUGGACGUCCGAGUACCUCGAAUCGAUCAGAUGAGUUACAAAUCAGUCCUCACCGGCAAUGGACUCGGUCGUGAUAUUUCUGCUCAGGGACAGAAUGACAAUCCUUUCUUCCAGUGGUGUGGUCAACUGAUCGAGCCGAAUCCCUCGCAAUACCUCGGUUGCGCCGAUUCCUUCCACCCCUUCGCCAAAAGCCACGAAGAUUACUGGCUGACCAGAGAUAUUUGCCGAAAAUUGGGCGACUUUCAAACCGGUAAGCCUCUCGCGGUAUUUUGUCUGAUCUGCCACGAACCUCUUCCUAGAUUUGCUGUCCGAUGCGGAUACUGCACUGAUUUCCGACAAAAGCAGCCCCCAGAUACAUUGGAAUCACGUUCAUGUAUCAUCUGCAAGGGUGACACUUCGUCCUGGUAA
This is a messenger RNA of Fusarium venenatum, 408 nucleotides long. NCBI's taxonomy places the organism in Eukaryota, Fungi, Ascomycota, Sordariomycetes, Hypocreales, Nectriaceae. The record is from RefSeq and is a predicted model, not a curated record.